AUGACUUUCUACCUCGUCACCUUCUGCUGCGCCUUCGCCGCACUGGGAUCAUUCCUGUUCGGCUAUGAUUCCGGCGCGAUCUCCUCCAUUCUUGAGCAGGAGGCCUUCGUACGCCAAUUCGGAUCUCCAAUCGUAUCUGACACCGCUGCUGGUGUCAUUAUUUCUUCGUAUACCGGUGGCGCAAUCGUGGGCUCGGUCCUCGUCCCAUAUAUUUCGGAUUACUAUGGCCGACGAAUGGCCCUCUUCAUCGGCGGCUUGCUUGCCGUUCUGGGCGCUGGUCUCCAGGGAGGCGCGGUCAAUAUCGCGAUGCUGAUCGCCGGUCGAUCUCUCGCUGGUUUGGCAAUUGGGCUGAUGUCCGCUACUAUUCCGGUUUAUUGUAGCGAGGUCGCCCCACCACAGAUUCGGGGGAUGUUGGCUAGUAUGCAACAAUGGAUGAUUGCCUUAGGGUUCGUGGUUGCUCAAUGGGUGGGAUACGGGUGUUCUCUUCGAGAUGGAGCCUUCUCCUGGCGUUUUCCCCUCUCCUUCCAAGCCGUGCCAGCAAUCAUUCUCACUUGUGGCGUUUGGUUCCUUCCUGAAUCACCGAGAUGGCUCAUCGAAAAGGGCAGAGAGGGAGAAGGCCAUUUAGUCCUCGCCCGACUCCAUCUCAACCACAACGCGACAAACAACCCUCUACUCGAACAUGAGCUCCUCCAAAUUCAAGAGAGCCUAACAUCCCAGAAACAAUCCGCCGUACGAUCCUGGCGUCAUCUCCUUCUCUCCUCACGCUGGCGACACAGGAUUAUCCUAGCCUCUGGCUUGCAAGUCUUCACUCAGUGCUCAGGCACAACCGUAAUCUCAAAUCACGCCCCACGACUCUUCAAAACAUUAGGCCUCACAGCAUCAACAUCCAUCAUGAUAAUCGGAGUCUGGGGUGCACUAGCACUAUUCUGGAAUACAGUCUUCAUGCUUUGUAUCGACAAAGUCGGGCGCCGGAAACUACUCAUUCCAUCACUGCUCGGCAUGGGAGCAUCCCUGUGCAUCGAAGCCACGCUCGCGCGGUAUGUCGAUUUUGACGACCCGAAUGCCAACCCACACGCGCUACGAGCUGCCGUCGCUAUGUUCUUUGUCUUUUCGUUCUUCUUCACUGCCAUCGCCAUGAUCUCCUGGAUCUACCAGUGUGAAAUCUUCCCCACGCCCAUUCGAGCGCGCGGCUCGUCCAUAGCGACCGCCACGAACUGGAGUGUUAGCCUUAUCUUCACGCAGUGCUUGCCCCUCGCACUGGCAGAUAUGGGGACCAAUUAUUUCUAUUGUUUCGUCGCGUUCAAUUGGGCGGCGAUGGUUGUUGUUUGGGCAUUUUAUCCUGAGACUGCGGAUCGUUCUCUUGAGGGGGUCGAGGAGGCUUUCACAACACAAUUUGUUGAUACGCAGUCGGUGCGCUCUUUUGUUGUUGAGAACACUCCGGUGGCUAUCACGCCACGUUCGCAGAUUCGACAUAAGGGGUUGCAUCCGCUGUCGAUGCAUCCCACUUAUGACACUGUCAGUAUCGGUAGCAGUCACAGUGGGUCUAGGAUUGAUACUGGAACUAAGGAGGUUUAG
Molecule: messenger RNA, 1575 nt
Organism: Penicillium coprophilum
Lineage: Eukaryota; Fungi; Ascomycota; Eurotiomycetes; Eurotiales; Aspergillaceae
Product: sugar porter family MFS transporter
Exons: 4
Coding region: 1-1575 (524 amino acids)
Biological process (GO): carbohydrate transport; transmembrane transport
Cellular component (GO): membrane
Molecular function (GO): carbohydrate:proton symporter activity
Source: RefSeq, a predicted model, not a curated record